AUGCGGCAAACAAGCAAACAAAAUGUUCUCAGGAUGAUUUUAUUAUAUCAAGUGGUACAUUUCAUUUUAUUUGCCUCAGUUUCUGGUGACUGUGUGACUGAGCUGUUGACAGACACCUGCUUCGAAGGAGGAGACAUCACUACCGUCUUCACGCCAAGUGCCAGACAUUGCCAGCUCGUCUGCACCCACCACCCACGCUGUUUGCUUUUCACCUUCGUGGCUGAAUCGUCUUCUCAAGAUCCUACCAAAUGGUUUACUUGUAUCCUGAAAGACAGUGUAACAGAAACACUGCCAAGGGUGAAUAUGACAGGAGCCAUUUCUGGAUAUUCUUUCAAGCAAUGCUCACACCAAAUAAGUGCUUGCAACAAAAAGGUGUAUGUGGGCUUGGACAUGAAAGGCAUGAACUAUAAUGGCUCAAUUGCUAGGAAUGUUCAGGAAUGCCAAGAGAGGUGUACGAAUGAUGUGCACUGUCACUUUUUCACAUACGCAACAAGCCAGUUUCCCAGCACAGAGCAUCGUAACAUUUGUCUCCUGAAGUACACCCAAAUGGGGCUACCAACCAGAAUAAUGAAGCUUGGUUCAGUGGUGUCUGGAUUUUCCUUGAAAUCCUGUGCGCUUUCUAACCUGGCUUGCAUUAGGGACAUUUUCCCUGGUACGGCGUUUGCAGACAGUAACAUUGACAGUGUCGUGGCUCCAGAUGCCUUUGUCUGUCGCCGCAUUUGUACUCACCAUCCCAGUUGUUUGUUUUUUACCUUCUUUUCUCAAGAAUGGCCAAAGGAAUCUGAAAGAAAUCUUUGUCUCCUGAAAACAUCUGAAAGUGGAUUACCGAGUACACGCAUUAAAAAGAACAAAGCUCUUUCUGGGUUCAGUCUGCAAAGCUGCAGGCACAGUGUCCCAGUGUUUUGUCACUCCUCAUUUUACCACGACACUGAUUUCUUGGGAGAAGAACUGGACAUUGUUGAUGCGAAAGGGCACGAAGCUUGCCAGAAAAUGUGUACUGACGCCAUACGCUGCCAGUUUUUUACCUAUUCCCCAUCUCCAGAAUCUUGCAACGAAGGGAAGGGUAAAUGUUACUUAAAACUUUCUUCAAAUGGAUCUCCAACUAAAAUACUUCAUGGGAGAGGAGGCAUCUCUGGAUAUACAUUAAGGUUAUGUAAAAUGGAUAAUGUGUGUACAACCAAAAUCAAACCCAGAAUUGUUGGAGGAACGGCAUCUGUUCAUGGCGAGUGGCCAUGGCAGAUAACUUUGCAGAUCACGUCACCCAGCCAGAGACACCUGUGUGGAGGCUCCAUCAUUGGAAACCGGUGGAUAUUAACAGCUGCUCACUGUUUCGACGAGGUAGAGUCACCUAAAAUCUUGCGUGUCUAUAGUGGCAUUCUAAACCAAUCAGAAAUUAAAAAGGACACAUCUUUCUUUGGGGUUCAAGAAAUAAUAAUUCAUGAUCAAUAUGAAGUGGCAGAAAGUGGGUAUGAUAUUGCCUUGUUGAAACUGGAAACCGCAAUAAAUUACACAGAUGCUCAGAGGCCCAUAUGUCUACCUUCCAAAGGAGAUAGAAAUGUAAUAUAUACUGAUUGCUGGGUGACUGGAUGGGGGUACAGAAAGUUAAGAGGCAAAAUACAAAAUACUCUCCAGAAAGCUAGCAUACCCUUGGUGACGACUGAAGAAUGCCAGAUAAGAUACAGAAGGCAUAAAAUAACGAAUAAGAUGAUCUGUGCAGGCUAUAAAGAGGGAGGGAAGGAUGCUUGUAAGGGAGACUCAGGGGGCCCCCUGUCCUGUAAACACAACGAGGUCUGGCAUUUGGUGGGCAUCACCAGCUGGGGAGAAGGCUGUGGUCAAAGGGAACGGCCAGGGGUUUACACCAACGUGGUUAAGUAUGUGGACUGGAUUUUGGAGAAAACUCAAGCAGUGUGAAAGAGUCCCCACGUGCCAUUUGACACCUGAAAGGCAAACCAGAUUAUUUCUGGGAGGAGGGUUUUGAUUGCACUGAAGACAGAAGCUGGGCCGCCAUUUUCCUCCACAGGUUAUGGUACUGAGAUAGUAACGCAGUGAAGGGGGUGGGUAUUUGUGAGAAUGUGCCAAGAGAAACAAAUGAUCAUCUUCAAA
Enhydra lutris kenyoni (northern sea otter) is the source of this 2103-nucleotide messenger RNA. Its product is annotated as coagulation factor XI. Gene Ontology annotation, biological process: proteolysis. Bases 1 to 1911 code for a protein of 636 amino acids. Gene Ontology annotation, cellular component: extracellular region. The record is from RefSeq and is a predicted model, not a curated record. Gene Ontology annotation, molecular function: protein binding; serine-type endopeptidase activity. Lineage: Eukaryota; Metazoa; Chordata; Mammalia; Carnivora; Mustelidae. The transcript has 15 exons.